UAUUUAAUUGCCGUAUUUCUGGAUUUGUACUUUAUGUGCUUCUUCUUUCCUCCCUUGAUAUUUUCCUAGGCAGUCCUGUUCAGAAUGAGCAAGGCUUUGUGGAGUUCAAAAUUUCCGGGCCUCUGCAGUACAUGUGGUGGUACCAUGUGGUGGGCCUGAUUUGGAUCAGUGAAUUUAUUCUGGCGUGUCAGCAGAUGACAGUGGCAGGAGCUGUGGUAACAUACUAUUUUACUAGGGAUAAAAGGAAUUUGCCAUUUACACCUAUUUUGGCAUCAGUAAAUCGCCUUAUUCGUUACCACCUUGGUACGGUGGCAAAAGGAUCUUUUAUUAUCACAUUAGUCAAAAUUCCGCGAAUGAUCCUUAUGUAUAUUCACAGUCAGCUCAAAGGAAAGGAAAAUGCUUGUGCACGAUGUGUGCUGAAAUCUUGCAUUUGUUGCCUUUGGUGUCUUGAAAAGUGCCUAAAUUAUUUAAAUCAGGUAAAAUAUUUUAAAAAUAAAUCUAAUAUUUACUUUCAAAGAUAGGUUCAUUGUUUCUUC
Messenger RNA from Cercocebus atys (sooty mangabey), 536 nucleotides. RefSeq names its product choline transporter-like protein 1. The record is from RefSeq and is a predicted model, not a curated record. Bases 132 to 521 code for a protein of 129 amino acids. NCBI's taxonomy places the organism in Eukaryota, Metazoa, Chordata, Mammalia, Primates, Cercopithecidae. Gene Ontology annotation, biological process: transmembrane transport; choline transport. The transcript is spliced from 3 exons. Gene Ontology annotation, cellular component: plasma membrane. Gene Ontology annotation, molecular function: choline transmembrane transporter activity.